GUCAGACUCGCGUCAGUCAUGUGACUGCCUGCCACGCCAUCUCCAGUAACAGUUCUCUACUUCUGAAAAACUGAAAAAUAACAAUGCAGGCUACGGGGAAAAUGGGGGAAAAAAAAAAAUACAUAUGAAUUAUGGAAUCCGAGCUAGUACCUAAGAAGUUUACACUAUUCCAGCAAUCAAAAGAUGGUAUUACAUACAGAAUUCCAGCUCUGGUGUACCUUAAGUCUUCUAAGUCGUUCCUGGCUUUUGCUGAAAAACGUUCCAGUGUCAGUGACAAUGAUGCUGAGUGCUUGGUAAUGAGAAGAGGGCACUUCAAUGGAGAUUCUGUUGAGUGGGAAGAACCUAUAAACGAAAUAAAAGAAGCACAGAAAUUAGGAUUUCGCACCAUGAACCCUUGCCCUGUAUUUGAGGAGAAAAAUGGAGUUCUCUUCUUGUUUUUCAUCUGUGUAAAGAAAACUGUCUCUGAAUUUAGACAAAUAUUUACUGGGACAAAUGCAGCAAGACUGUGUUAUGUUUGCAGCAAAGAUGAAGGUGCAAUGUGGAGUAAUUUGACAGAUCUUACAAAAAGUGUUAUAGGUGACAAAACUCAAAACUGGGCCACUUUUGCUGUGGGACCAGGACAUGGAAUCCAGCUGCAGUCUGGAAGGUUAAUAAUACCUGCCUAUAUGUACUAUAUUCAUGUUCGAUGGAGAAAAUUUCAGUUACCUUGCUUUACAAAGCCACACUCUUUUAAUUUUUAUAGUGAUGAUUAUGGAAAGAACUGGAAAAUUGGAGACAUUAUUGCACGCUCAAAGACUGUUGAAUGUGAGAUGGCAGAGAUCUUGUGCCAAAACGACAAGUGUGUUCUGUACUGCAAUGCCAGGACUCCACAUCACUGUAGAGUAGAAGCAGUCAGUAAUAACUGUGGUUCAGAAUUUGAAAAAGCACAUUUGGCCUCAAAACUAGUUGAACCUCCCCAUGGUUGUCAGGGAAGUGUGGUAAGCUUUGUUGUAUCUGAGGAUUAUCAUGAAGAGAGAUGCCCUGCAACUAAGAAGGAACAUUUUGAUUUGAUGGCUUCUGGUGGAAGAUCAUGGCUUCUCUUUUCACAUCCAGUCAGUAAAAACAAACGAGCUGACCUGGGUGUCUAUUUAAACAAAUCUCCUUUAGAUUUUUCAGGAUGGGAGUAUCCCUGGAUUAUAAAUCAUGGACCAAGUGGCUACUCAGACCUAGCUGUCUGUAGGGAGGGGAGACUGUUUGGCUGCCUCUUUGAAUGUGGUGGUGUACAUGCAUGCCAGGAAAUUGCUUUCACUAUCUUUCCUCUUGAGUCAGUAAUGCAGGGAAAAAAAAUGGUAGUGAGCAGCAAGUCUAAAAAGCAAGGUAACACCUGUCAUGUUCAUGCCUUAGUAGUAGGUACUCUGUUUUUUAUACUUUUUUUUAUCUUUUUCUUCACUGAAUAACAGCUGAGAAGAUCCUGUCCAGAGUGUUGGCAUUGCACAUUGUUUUAGCCCCAUAUCAUAAUGAAAAAUGUUUUAGUUAAAGUGGGCCUUGUUAUGCAGCUUGACAUAUAUUUAUGUAAUUUGUUAAGCUGCUAGGUGAGCUGGUCCAUGGACCAUUUCCAGUUACAAUCUGAGCCAUCAAGGCAAAACCAAAGGUGCACUUCUUUAAAAUGGAGGGCUAAAGGUCUUAGAUUUUGUGCCAGUUUCGGCCGGUCAGGUUCACAGUAAAUCUCAGUAACAUGCUAAUUAGUGGCUGUAUAUCAAUCAUUCAAUUACUUUUCUAUACCAAAGACAUACCAGCAUCACACUGGGUUUAAAAACUUGAAGUAUAUUGACUGUUGAUCAAAAUUCAAAAAGGCAUUUUCAUUUCAAACAGAUACCCAUCUUUUAUUGGUAAACACUUAUGAACAAAAAUGGGGUGAGCAUGUGGCAAUAUUUUUUGAGGGGGAGGGUGUGAAUGGCAGUAUUUUCUUACUGCUUCAUAUCUGGUAAUCACAUACAGUGUGAGAGUGAACAUGAAGUAUUUAUGGUUAAGUCUUUGGUUAUGAAUCUUCUAGUUUGUUAUAGAACAUCAAAAAUGAACUUAGAGGCUCAUAGUUAAUGUAUUACACACCUGACUUCAUAUUACCAGCAAAACUGCUCUUAUGUGGUGAUUUGAUUACCUACCCAAGAAUGUAUGGGAGCACAUGCACUUGUGUUGGUGUCAUACAAUCAGCAUUUUUGGGAUAUAAUAACAGAGAAUAACUUUACUCAGUUGUUUCAUUCUCAAGUUAGAGAAACUAAUAUUCUAGACAUGGUGUUUAGGAGUAGACCUGAUUUGAUUUAAUCAAUAAAUGACUGUUAACCCCUGGAUAGAUUGGUUCAAGUGGCUAUAAGUUUCUCUUUGAACUGUAACCUUAGUAAUGUAAGCACAAUAACUGUUUAUUAUAAUUACCGAAAGGUUAAGUAUAAAAGAAUUCUGAAUAUUGUCUGGAGAAGGUGCAUAGAAAGAAAUGGAAAGAAUGUGCAUAUAAUAAUUUGGCCCUUAUCUAAGGAGUAGAAUAACAAAAAUGUAAUUAUUAUCAGCCAGCCUGGUGGAAUGGAAAGCUGGAAAAUAUGGGCAGUAUACAUCCAUGGUUAAUAGAACGUUAACGUCUGCAUCCCAGAAAAUUAAAACCUUAAUGAAAAGGUCUAGAAUAGAUUAUGACCAGAAACUAUUCCAACUGCUAUAUAAUAGAAACAAAUAUUUAAAUAUUUAAUUUCUAAAUUGGGAAAAGUUUUACAUUUAGGCCCUCUAUCUAAUAACAACAGGCUAAAUAAUGACACCUCAGAUAUGGCAUCUGUGCUUAAUAUUUUUUUUCCCCAUUAUGACAGAUUAUCACUGCUUACUGAACCAAUGGCAGCAGGAAGUGACACAUGAUAGGUGUCCAGAAAUUACAAGUUUGAUUGUUAGGAAAUUCCAUAAAAAGGUUAAAACAUACUUGCAGCAUGCAUUUAGAUGAGUUGCCUGAACAAUUAUCUCAGGGAUGAUGAUUUCAGUCUUUUAAUGGCCAUGUUUUACUCAUUGUUAAGGACAGAAAUGAUUCCUCAGGACCGGAAAUGAACUACAUGGUACCCAUUUUUAAAUUGGUCAGGGGAGCUCAUGAAUCACUGAAGAGUUGUAGGCACAGCAUUUUAAUAUGCAUUUAGGUGAAUAAUUUGAGUGUUGUUUAAUAGAGAUCUUCAUAGGUUCAUAGAUUAGUACUAAGCUAACUGCCCUUGCGAGCCAUUUUAAGCCUAGCCAAUUAUCCCUUGUGAGACUCAAACCCUGCACCUUGUGCUUGCAAGGCAAACACCUUAACCAUUAGGCCACCUCAUCUUAAUAUAUGCCAGCAGAGAUUUCAGACUGGCAGGUCCACUUCAGCAAGCCCAGUAGACUUUUAUGAGCCUUUUUGUAAGGGCUUUGACAUUGCACUGUCUGUUGCUGCUGCUGUGUUCCUUGACCUAGCCUAGACAUUUGAUAUAAUCCCACAUUAUAUUGUAAUGAACACUCACUGAGCUGCUCAUGUUAGUUAUUAGAUUGUAAAGUAGAUAUGAAAUUGACUUAUAGGCAAAGGAUCAGAAGCUUCGGGCAUACAUCUACAUGGGCUACUGUUAGUUUAGAUGUUUCACAAGGUUUGGUGGAGGAUUGAUUACUAAAUAUGGAGUCACAGGGUGUUAACUGUAGAAAUAUGACUUUCAUAAAUUUGUAUUUGGGAGACAUAAAUGCAUGGGCUUGUAUACUAAGACUAAGAUUUAGCCUUUGUAAUGCAAUGUUAUGUAUUUUGUGGCAGCUAAAAUUGUAAGUCCAUUAAUUGCAGCUGGGCAUAUUGUUUUGGAAUUGAGGACUGUAAAAAAUAUAGGGAUUUUUGAUAUAUGUUAGUCUUAUAAGGAAAUGUAUCUUUGAUUAAAGCAAUAGCAUUGAAAAUGCUGGGACACGUCCUUGCUUCAUUUAGGGACCUGUUCUGAUCUGUGGUUUUCAUAGGUUUAUAAUUAAAUAUAGAUUACAGUUCCAAAAUGUGCUGUUAUAGCUGUAAGGAUAUCAGCAUGCUUGAGCUAGUGCAACACAAAUUUUACAAGAGGUAUUCUUACUGCUAAGAAUAGCAUCUAGUCAUAUAGAACAAGGUUAUUUAUUUAAUUUGUAUGUAUUUGUAAGUUGGAGUAGUGCACUGAUCCACAUGGACCUUUUUCAGUAGCCAAAUGGAGUCUGAAGGAGUCAAACUCUAAGUACAGGAAGCAGUUUCUUAACUUAUAGCAAUCAUUUUCUGUGCUAAAUGGCAGAUGUUAUUGAAACUCCACAGGGCUUCAUAUAGACUGUUUAGGAAAAAGUUAUGUUUAGGUUUUAGGUGCUGCAGUAUUCCAGUUUCUUUGGCUUUAUUAGGCAUAACCUGUUUCAAGGAAUCUUUAUAAUAGGCAUAUAUGACUAAUAUUUGUUUACCAUAUAAAUCAAACCAAAAAGUGAGGUGGGUUUGUUACCCAUUCUGUGGUAACUAUGGAAUCAUAUAGCAACAGAAGUAAGGUUAAGCAGCUCAUUAGAUCAACUCAAAAUAUAAGUUGAUAUAUUUACAGGUGAUAUACAGUUUGUUCCUGAUAUGGUGGAGUCUGCAUUUGUAGAUGGCUUCUGGGCUGAAUGCAGAGCAUUAUAUCCUAUAUGUCUUAUCUUGUAAAGGCCAUCCUUUCUAAAUUUUGGAAAUUCAUAGUUGAUAUGUUUAUAAGUAAAUCACAGAUAAAAACAAAGCCUUUAUUUCCUUAUUUUCAGUUAUCCUCACAAGGCAUCUUUAUUUCUUCAAUCCAUAUUUGUUCUUAGAAAUCAGUGCAUAAAAACACUUAUACUAUAGAAGGUGUUAUCCAUAACUUAGUUACUUAGUCAUGUCACUUUGGAUGCUCUUCACUGAACAAUAUCUGGCCUAAAAUUCAACAUUAUUUUUUACAUCUUGUGAUUGGAUAUAUAUAUAUAUAUAUAUAUAUAUAUAUAUAUAUAUAUAUAUAUAUAUAUAUAUAUUUAUUUAUGUAGUUAUAUCUAAGCAACUGGUAUGUUUAUAUGCCCUCCAUUCAGCAUGCGUAAUAACAGUCAGCAUGGCUUGCACUCAAUCGUUUUAGUGGCAGCAACGAAAUGUGAUACUAUAGCAUGGAAAACUGGAACAGCUAACUUUAGUUGAUCAAGUAUAUGUUGUGGACAUUCAUGCAUUAUCAAUAAAAUGUAACUUUAAAUGAGACUGGCCUGAGUCAAAUGCUUUUUAGACAAAGUUUCAGACCACAUGUAUAUAGAUGAUAUAAUGUUAAAUUAGAUGUGGAGAUUUUAAAAAGAGAAUUUAACCUUUUAGUGCAUGAAGACUGAAACUAAAGGAAUUCACUGUAUUGUGUAUAACUUCAGAAUUAUAAACUAACUUGGAAAGCA
Messenger RNA from Protopterus annectens (West African lungfish), 5370 nucleotides. Its product is annotated as sialidase-3-like. Lineage: Eukaryota; Metazoa; Chordata; Ceratodontiformes; Protopteridae. Gene Ontology annotation, cellular component: cytoplasm; lysosome; membrane. The record is from RefSeq and is a predicted model, not a curated record. Gene Ontology annotation, biological process: ganglioside catabolic process; oligosaccharide catabolic process. The transcript has 3 exons. Gene Ontology annotation, molecular function: exo-alpha-sialidase activity. The coding region runs from base 132 to 1436 and encodes 434 amino acids.